UCGCCGCGCGCGCUUUGUUCAAGCAAGAUGUCGGCGCCCAUGGAGGUAGUGGUUUCUGCCGAUUCAAGUGGCCAGUUAUGGAAUUGUGCAGUCUUCGAUCUUCAUUCAGGGACCAAUCUUUUGUCCUAUCGAGGUGGAAACAGUUCGUCUAGGUCCCUUACUGUCCUCAAUGGCGAAUACAUUCUUGGAGCACAGCUGGGAAAGAACUUCAUCAACGUAUGGGAAGUCCAGAGGAAGGACCAGCUCCAGCAGAAGAUCGUGUGCCCUGGCAUCGUGACCUGUCUCACAGCCUCACCUGACGGACUCUAUGUGCUGGCGGGGAUCGCCGACGCCAUUUACCUGUGGGAGGUUUCCACGGGCAACCUGUUGGCCAUCCUGAACCGCCACUACCAGGACCUGACCUGCCUCCGCUUCACCGAUGACAGCAGUCACUUCAUCUCUGGAGCCAAGGACAACCUGGCGCUCAUCUGGAGUCUGGUCAGUGUGGUGCAGCUGGACCCCUCUCACACUCCAGAGCCGCGUCACGUCCUGUCACGCCACUCGUUACCCAUCACCGACAUCCACUGCGGCCUCAUGGGAGCUCAGGCACGCGUCGCCACCGCCUCCCUCGACCAGACCGUGAAGUUGUGGGAGGUCUCCUCAGGUGAGAUGCUGCUCUCGGUGCUCUUUGACGUCAGCAUCAUGUCCGUCACCCUUGACCCCUGCGAGUACUUCCUGUUUUGUGGAGGCAGUGAUGGGACCAUCUAUCAAGUGUCUCUGUGCAGCCCGAGCCUGAGUCGGGAUAAGACCUUCCAGUCAGACAGCGAGGGAAACCAGGUGUUUAAAGGCCACAGGAACCUGGUGACGUGUCUCUCUGUCUCCAUGGACGGAACACUCCUGCUGUCGGGUUCCCAUGACGAGACAGUCAGACUCUGGGACGUCCAGAGCAAGCAGAGCAUCCGCACCAUCAACCAUAAAGGUCCGGUGACCAACGCCUGCAUCCAUCCUGCCGCUCCUGCCCACAUGUUUGUGUCCGAGAGCCGUCCGGCCGUGCCGCUGCCCCGCUUCAGUCGCCACCUCAACCCCACCGAGCAGCACGACUCCUCCGCCACACCCGGUGCAUGUAGUGUGUUGUUGGGGCCGGAGAACACUAAGGUGCGAGUGUCGGAGCUGGAGGAGGAGGUGAAGACGCUGAAGAAGAUCAACAAGGACCUGUACGACUUCUCCAGCCAGCUGCUCAUCAAGCCCAGCUAGAGCUGCCCGCGCAUGGCCCGGAGCUGGCCCGGAGGACAGCCGGAACCCACACCCUCAACAGGCCCAGCUAGAGCGGCCCGCACCCACACAGGCCCCUCCAGAGACACUGGACUGUGCAGCCACCAGCAAAGACUGGACAGACCAUUCUCCCCUUUAUCCAGUUAGCUCAUGUGCAUCUGUCUCCGUCUGUCUGUCUGCUGGUCCAUGUCUAGCGUGUGUGUCUGGGUUUACGUUGUGUGUGUGUGUGUGUGUGUGUGUGUGUGUGUGUGUGUGUCUGGGUUUACUGUAUGUUUUACUGCAAGUAGAAACGUAUUUGGUUCUCAUGUACGCUGUAUAGUAUGUGUGGGAGACGGGUCAUUAAAGUUUUGUGUUUGCCAUA
Molecule: messenger RNA, 1612 nt
Organism: Alosa alosa (allis shad)
Lineage: Eukaryota; Metazoa; Chordata; Actinopteri; Clupeiformes; Clupeidae
Gene: wdr18
Product: WD repeat domain 18
Exons: 9
Coding region: 28-1233 (401 amino acids)
Biological process (GO): rRNA processing; DNA-templated DNA replication
Cellular component (GO): nuclear pre-replicative complex
Molecular function (GO): protein binding
Source: RefSeq, a predicted model, not a curated record